This is a messenger RNA of Mangifera indica (mango), 1461 nucleotides long. Its product is annotated as cathepsin B-like protease 2. The record is from RefSeq and is a predicted model, not a curated record. Gene Ontology annotation, molecular function: cysteine-type endopeptidase activity. Bases 191 to 1258 code for a protein of 355 amino acids. NCBI's taxonomy places the organism in Eukaryota, Viridiplantae, Streptophyta, Magnoliopsida, Sapindales, Anacardiaceae. Gene Ontology annotation, biological process: regulation of catalytic activity. Gene Ontology annotation, cellular component: lysosome. The transcript is spliced from 11 exons.
CCUCCUCUAGUUAUCUUACAUGUUUGUCCAUUAUUAACAAAGACAAAAAGUUGAAAAAUCAACCUAUCUUCACCUUUCUGCCCAUCCCAAAUUACCGAUAAUAAAGGGAGUUGGCUCACUUUACAAGGAACACUCUUCUAUUUCUAAUCCAUUUCUUUACCCUCUCUUCAACCUUCACGACUCAUCAACCAUGGCCUCUUCUCACCUUUUUUCCUCUACCCUGUUGUUGCUUCUUGUAGUCGUCUCUGCCCAGGCUUUUGUAGAGAGAACAGUUCACCAGCUCAAGCUUAACUCUCACAUUCUUCAGGAUUCGAUCAUCAAGCAAGUAAAUGAAAAUCCCAAGGCAGGAUGGGAAGCUGCUAGAAAUCCUAGAUUUUCCAAUUUUACCGUUGGUGAGUUUAAGUACCUUCUUGGAGCCAAACCAACACCCAAAAAGGAACUUUUGAGUAUUCCUGUCGUAGCUCAUUGCAAAUCGUUAAAAUUGCCAAAGACCUUCGAUGCAAGAACCACAUGGUCACAAUGUAGCAGCAUUGGAAGAAUCCUAGAUCAGGGUCAUUGUGGCUCUUGUUGGGCUUUUGGUGCUGUUGAAUCACUAUCUGAUCGCUUUUGCAUCCAUUUUGGCAUGAACAUAUCUCUAUCAGUCAAUGAUCUUCUAGCGUGCUGUGGCUUUUUGUGUGGAGGUGGUUGUAAUGGGGGCUAUCCAAUUUAUGCUUGGCGAUACUUGGUCCACCGUGGCGUUGUCACUGAAGAGUGUGAUCCAUACUUUGAUGAUAUUGGCUGUUCACACCCUGGUUGUGAGCCUGCAUAUCCUACGCCAAAGUGUGUGAAGAAGUGUGUCAAUAAGAACCAGCUCUGGAACGACUCAAAGCGCUACAGUGUUAGUGCAUAUAGAAUCAGCUCUAAUCCACAUGAUAUCAUGGCAGAAAUUUAUAAGAAUGGACCUGUUGAGGUUUCCUUCACAGUUUAUGAGGAUUUUGCUCAUUACAAGUCUGGUGUUUACAAACACAUAACUGGUGAUGUUAUGGGAGGUCAUGCAGUUAAGCUAAUUGGGUGGGGAACUAGUGAUGAUGGAGAGGAUUACUGGCUUCUUGCCAAUCAGUGGAAUAGAGGCUGGGGCGAUGAUGGUUACUUCAAGAUCAAGAGAGGAACAAAUGAGUGUGGCAUUGAAGAGGAUGUGGUUGCUGGUCUGCCGUCAUCGAAAAAUCUUGUGAGAGAGGUUGUCAGCAUGGAGGACACUCUUGAGGAUGCUGCAGUUUGAUCGCAGAUUGUUGUAUCAUCAAAUCCCCUAAUUCAUACAUCAGAACUGUCUGUCUAAGCAUGAAUUAGCUGCAUCUAUGCCUUACUUAAAUAUGCAAAUCACAGUUAAAUGAUUCUGUAUUUUAAAAUGGAAACGAUUGUAAUAUUUAUAGUUUAUUAUCAACUUGCUAUAAGUCAAUGUGCUUCAUUUGAUGUUUUCUCUAA